AUUGCAGAUGGAAUGACAGUAGAAGUUCGCACUGUUAAUCUGCUGCUUGAGACUCAUGGGGGUGCUCGACGCCAAGGUGGAGCAACAUGGGCAUCACCUAUGGCAUCCAUCACUAUUCGAAACCUUUUGCUCUAUACCACAAAUGAAAAUUGGCAGGUGGUAAAUCUUAAGGAAGCGAGGGACUUCUCGAGUGACAAGAAAUUCAUUUAUGUCUUCAAAAAACUUGAAUGGGAAUAUUUAUCUAUCGACCUCCUGCCUCAUCCUGAUAUGUUCACGGAGGCUCAUUUUGCAAGCUCUCUGGACGGAUCUAAUAGGAAGGAUGAUGAUGGUGCCAAGAGAGUAUUCUUUGGUGGGGAGCGGUUCAUUGAAGGAAUAUCGGGAGAGGCUUAUAUCACUAUACAGAGGACAGAUCUAAAUAAUCCACUGGGGCUUGAGGUUCAGCUACAUAUUACAGAAGCCAUUUGUCCUGCUUUAAGUGAACCUGGAUUGCGAGCUCUUCUCCGCUUUUUGACGGGGUUAUAUGUUUGUCUUAACAGAGGAGAUGUGAAUCCAAAUGCUCAACAGCGUUCGUCAGAAGCAGCUGGACGUUCUCUAGUUUCUAUUGUUGUGGAUCACAUAUUUCUUCGCAUUAAGGAUAGUGAGUUCCAGCUUGAAUUUUUAAUGCAGUCACUUUUCCUUUCUCGGGCUAGUGUUUCUGACGGAGAAAAUGCCAAAUAUUUAACUCGGGUUAUGAUUGGUGGCCUAUUUUUAAGGGAUACUUUUUCACGCCCUCCGUGCACCUUAGUGCAACCAUCAAUGCAAGCUGCUACUGUAGAGGCUCUUCAUAUUCCAGACUUUGGUGAGAACUUCUGUCCUCCAAUAUACCCGCUUGGAGACCAGCAGUGGAAAUCAAAUGAGGGUGUUCCUCUAAUAUGCCUCCAUUCUUUUCAGUUUAAACCCUCGCCUGCUCCACCAUCUUUUGCUUCACAAACAGUCAUUGACUGUCAGCCUCUUAUGAUUUAUCUUCAGGAAGAAUCAUGCCUGAGGAUAUCUUCCUUCUUAUCUGAUGGAAUCGUAGUAAAUCCUGGUGAUAUUUUGCCGGAUUUUUCAGUAAACUCUCUCGUAUUUAAUCUCAAAGGAUUAGAUAUUACUGUGCCACUGGACAUGGAAAAGCCAAGCUAUCCUCUUGGCUGUGGCAAUAUUAAUUUUCAGAGUUCCUUUUCUGGAGCAAGACUUCAUAUUAAGGACUUGUUCUUUUCUGAAUCACCUUUCUUAAGACUAAGUCUACUGAACCUUGAGAAGGAUCCUGCAUGCUUCUGUCUGUGGGACGGUCAACCAGUUGAUGCCAGCCAGAAGAAAUGGACACUUGGUGCUUCUCUCAUCAGUUUGUCCCUGGAAACCUGUAAGGACUCAACUGAAGUUCAUAGUUCUCUUAUCAGGUCUUCAGGUUUGUGGAGAUGUGUUGAACUGACCGGUGUCCGUAUGGAGGUGGCAAUGGCAACUGCAGAUGGGAGCCCAUUAAUUGAUGUUCCUCCUCCAGGUGGUGUUGUUAGAGUUGGAGUUGCUUGUCAACAAUAUUUGUCUAACACUUCUGUUGAACAGUUGUUUUUUGUGUUGGAUCUCUAUGUUUAUCUUGGCAUUGUGAGUGAAAAGAUAGCCGUAGUUGGAAAAGAUAGGCGAUCAAAGAAAACAAGAGAUGAAUCUAUGGGAGAAAAACUGAUUGAAAAGGUUCCUGGUGAUACUGCUGUGACCUUAGCAGUGAUGGACCUCCAGCUAAGGUUUCUCGAACCUUCCUCCAUGGACUUACAGGGGAUGCCUCUAGUUCAGUUUGUUGGAGAAGAUUUGUUUGUCAAAGUUGCUCAUAGAACCUUAGGUGGUGCAAUAGCUAUUUCAUCCAGUUUGCGGUGGGAGAGCGUUGAGGUGGACUGUGCUGACGACAAUGCAAACUUGGUAACAGAGAAUGGUAUGGUGCCGAUUUCUGUUGAAAAUGGUCUUCUGGCUGGGAAUGGAUACCCUCAACUGAGAUCAGUCUUUUGGGUGCAAAACAAAAGGAACCACCAAUCAGAUGCCCUUUCUGUCUCGUUUCCGUUUUUGGACAUAAGUAUGGUGCAUGUGAUUCCAUACAGCGUUAGGGAUAUGGAGUGUCAUAGUUUGAGUGUGUCAGCCAGCAUUGCUGGUGUACGUCUUGGGGGAGACAUGAAUUAUGCUGAAGCUCUGCUGCAUCGAUUUGGAAUUCUUGGGCCGGAUGGUGGUCCUGGGGAGGGGCUUUCUAAAGGGUUAGAGCAUUUAUCUGCAGGGCCUUUGGCAAAACUCUUUAAAGCUUCACCUGCAAUUGUGAAUGGGCUCCAAGAGAAUGAAAGCUCAGCAGAUAAGAAAGACAGUGGUUUCUUGCAGUUGGGUACACCUGAUGAUGUUGACGUAUCAAUAGAAUUGAAAAAUUGGUUAUUUGCACUUGAAGGUGAACAGGAGAUGACAGAAAGCUGGAGGUCCUGCAAUUAUGAAUAUUCGGACAGAGAAGAGAGGUGCUGGCACACAACUUUUCGCAGUUUGCUAGUGAAAGCGAAAAGCAGCUCAAAGCACAUGAUGAAUGGCAAUGGAAGAUCAGAUGGAACACAAAAAUCUCCCAUUGAAGUGGUCAUAGUUGGUGUGGAAGGCUUACAGAUCUUAAAGCCCAAGGCCCGAAAGAGCCUCCUGCUAGAUGACAUACCUGCAAAAGGGCUCAAAUCAGAUAUUGCGACAUGUGGUGGGAUAAAUCUUGAAGUUGAUAUUGUGAUUUCGGAGGAUGACGACGAUGAAGUCAUGGUCAAGUGGGUGGUUGAAAAUUUAAAAUUUUCUGUGAAACAGCCGGUAACACAAUUUAACUAGUUGAGUAUUUAAGUAUCUUCUGUUGUCAGUAAAAUGGCAUGUUGCAAUGAUAUUUUCUCUGCAGAUUGAGGUUGUUGUGACAAAGGAUGAGCUGCAACACCUUGCCCUUUUGUGCAAGUCUGAAGUUGACUCGAUGGGUCGAAUAGCUGCUGGAGUUCUGCGGGUGCUUAAGCUGGAAGGUUCUGUUGGCCAAGCUGCGAUAAAUCAACUAAGCAACCUUGGAAGUGAGGGCUUUGACAAAAUUUUCACCCCCGAAAGGAUCAGUAGGGAUAGUAGUUCUUGCAGUAUUGGGCUUGGUGCACACUCUGAUGUGAAUGGUGAGAAGCCCCAUUUACGUUGUGAAUCGACUGUGGCUUCACUUGAAGAGGUGGUGUUGGAAUCACAGGCCAAAUGCGCAGCUCUCACUGCUGAAUUAGGUAGUUCAGAAUCUUCCGCACACCACUUUGAUAAUAUUAGGCAACUCACUCAGAAACUUGAGCAUGUGCAGAGGCUAUUGAAGCAAUUGCGGACUCAAAUUUAAUGGUUUUUUCUUCUCUGUUGUAUGAUAUUGGGAUAGAAAGGAUCCCAAACAUAUACUUUGGCCAUUGUUUCUGUAAAUAUUCUAUAAUUACAAAUACAUGUUGAGUGUAUAUACCGGUCAUCAGGCAUAUGUGAGAAGCAAUCAUAUGCCUGAGUGGAAGUUUUGUAUCCAAACAGUUACAUUUAAUCAUCAUAAAGUAUAAAAAGAUGUAUGUUUU
Messenger RNA from Ilex paraguariensis (yerba mate), 3581 nucleotides. NCBI's taxonomy places the organism in Eukaryota, Viridiplantae, Streptophyta, Magnoliopsida, Aquifoliales, Aquifoliaceae. The record is from the annotation of a GenBank genome assembly.